Staurois parvus is the source of this 330-nucleotide messenger RNA. NCBI's taxonomy places the organism in Eukaryota, Metazoa, Chordata, Amphibia, Anura, Ranidae. The record is from the annotation of a GenBank genome assembly.
AACCCUCCACAGAGAUUUCCCUAUGCACAAGUUAAAGAGCUCAUCCAGGAAUUUUUAACAGCAAGGCUAAGAAAUGUCACCUAUGACCCAGAAAAAUCUGGAGAUCUCACCAAAAACCUUUGUGAAGACAUAAAGAAAAUGGUGCGCAGGUACACUCCACCUCGCUACAAGCUCAUCUGCAAUAUGGCCAUUGGCAGUAAGAACCGAGAGGACAUUUUAAUGACCAGCCAAUGUCUGUGGGACUCGUAUUCGGAUAAUGUUACAUCCUGCAGCUACGAGAACUCCACUAUGUUCUGUGUGGUCACCGUGUAUGCCGUCUACUUUGAGUAA